Hirundo rustica (Barn swallow) is the source of this 6247-nucleotide messenger RNA. It is a transcript of the gene PIP5K1C, whose product is annotated as phosphatidylinositol-4-phosphate 5-kinase type 1 gamma. NCBI's taxonomy places the organism in Eukaryota, Metazoa, Chordata, Aves, Passeriformes, Hirundinidae. The transcript has 20 exons. Gene Ontology annotation, molecular function: phosphatidylinositol kinase activity. The coding region runs from base 68 to 2203 and encodes 711 amino acids. Gene Ontology annotation, biological process: phosphatidylinositol metabolic process. The record is from RefSeq and is a predicted model, not a curated record.
CGCGGCGGCGGGCGCUGGCCUGUCCGGGGCCUGUCUUGCCCCGGGGCUGCGCCUGCCCGCGGCCGCCAUGGAGCUGGAGGUGCCUGAGGAGGCGGAGGGCUCGGCCGCGGCGGGUGCCGGUGCCAUCACUCCGGAGGCCGGCGUAGGGGGACCGGACGCGUCAGGAGGUCUGGGCCUGAAGAAGACUGCCAUCACUGAGGGCCCAUCACUGCCAGGACAGCCAGGCCAAGGAAAGAAGAUUGGCCAUCGAGGCGUGGAUGCUUCUGGGGAAACCACCUACAAAAAGACCACCUCAUCCACUCUGAAGGGGGCCAUCCAGCUGGGGAUUGGAUAUACUGUGGGCAAUCUGAGCUCCAAGCCAGAAAGAGAUGUCCUGAUGCAGGACUUCUACGUGGUGGAGAGCAUUUUUUUCCCAAGCGAGGGCAGUAACCUCACCCCGGCUCACCACUACGCUGACUUCAGGUUCAAGACCUAUGCCCCAGUGGCUUUCCGGUACUUCCGAGAGCUCUUUGGGAUUCGUCCAGAUGAUUAUUUGUAUUCGUUAUGUAACGAGCCUCUGAUCGAGCUGUCCAACCCUGGGGCCAGCGGCUCCCUCUUCUAUGUCACCAGCGACGAUGAAUUCAUCAUAAAAACUGUGAUGCACAAGGAAGCUGAAUUCCUGCAGAAGCUCCUUCCUGGAUACUACAUGAAUCUGAACCAAAACCCCCGGACGCUGCUGCCCAAGUUUUAUGGACUGUACUGUGUGCAGUCCGGGGGCAAAAACAUCCGCGUGGUCGUAAUGAACAACAUCCUGCCUCGAGUGGUGAAAAUGCACCUGAAGUUUGACCUCAAAGGUUCAACCUACAAACGCCGGGCAUCCAAGAAGGAAAAAGAAAAGUCCAGCCCCACGUACAAGGAUCUGGACUUCAUCCAAGACAUGCCUGAGGGCCUGAUGUUGGAUGCAGACACCUUCAGUGCUUUGGUGAAGACGUUGCAGCGAGACUGUCUGGUAUUGGAAAGUUUUAAAAUCAUGGACUACAGCCUCCUGCUUGGAGUUCAUAACAUAGACCAGCACGAGCGGGAGCAGCUGUCAGAGGGAGCCCACAGCACGUCGGAUGAGAAGCGUCCCGUGGGGCAGAAGGCCCUGUACUCCACAGCCAUGGAGUCCAUCCAGGGAGGGGCUGCCCGGGGGGAGGCCAUCGACACUGACGACACGAUGGGAGGGAUCCCCGCAGUGAACGGCAAAGGAGAGCGUCUCCUGCUGCACGUAGGCAUCAUAGAUAUCCUGCAAUCAUACAGGUUCAUCAAGAAGUUAGAACACACCUGGAAGGCCCUUGUCCAUGAUGGGGACACGGUGUCAGUACACAGACCCAGCUUUUAUGCAGAGAGAUUCUUCAAAUUCAUGACCAACACGGUGUUUCGAAAGAAUUCCUCUCUGAAGUCAUCCCCCUCGAAGAAAGGGCGCAGUGCCUUGCUGGCCGUGAAGACAGCGGGUCCCACGGCGGCGUUCUCGGCCAGCCAGCUGGCCUCCGAGAAGGAUGACACCCAGUACGACCUGCGGGCGGCCAGGAGUUACCCCACGCUCGACGAUGAAGGUGACAGCCCCACUCAGGGUGCUAAACCUAACCAGGACAGGGAAGAAGCAGGCAGGCCAGACCUGCUCCCUUGCACUCCUCCUUCCUUUGAAGAAGCUACCACGGCCUCCAUAGCCACGACACUAUCAUCAACAUCUCUCUCUGUUCCCGAGCGAUCCCCCUCGGAGACCUCUGAGCAGCCCAGGUACAGGAGGCGUACACACUCCUCAGGGCAGGAUGGCAGGUCACACGAGGAGGUGCGGGUUGAGGAGGAGGUUCAGCAGAUCAGUGUCGAGCUGGAGCCCAAGUGUGAUGUUGAGAUUCUAGCUCCUGAAGAAGAAGAAGAAGUCAAAGAAGAGGCAGCUUCUUCAGCCUGUGCCAUUGUCACAUCCACAGCCACCGUAGAGGUGGAGACGGCCAGCCAGGCCUCGGAACCAGCCAGCCAGGCCUCAGAUGAAGACGACGUGCCAGUCACAGACAUCUACUUUUUCACAGAUGGGAGGUACUGGAUUUACUCUCCCCGCCAGCGCAGACUCCGAACUACCUCGCGUUCCUCUGGGAUUCCGACAGACGAGAGGAGUUGGGUUUACUCCCCGCUCCACUAUAGCGCUCAGCUCCACUCUGUCUCCGAUGAGGAGAGCGAUACAUAAUCUCUAUGCAGACACAGAAGUCCCAGAGAGCAGUGAUUCCCUCUGCAGGUCGAUGUGUUCCCUUUUCGUUGAUGCAGCCAUUCCGGUGGGAUGGGGAAGAGCUUGCUGACACCAGUAUUGCUGCACUGCAGGAUUCCGGGCACUGCGUUUCAGAAUGGAGCAAAACUAUAACCAUGUAUUUCUACUUACCCCAGAUGUGGGCAGCAAAGAAACCACCCACUCACCCGCAGCUCCCAGCAGAGAAUUCCAGCUGGGUGUAGAGAAUCCUGGGUAGUAACACAGUGUUUUCCAGACGUGCACUACCGCAGCUACCUAUCCAUGUGUGAUACUGUGAACCUUUUUAAUUUUUUAAUCAUGUAUUUAUUUCUUUUAUCUUUGCACAGAGACAGCACAAAUGUGCUUUUUAAAACAUUUAGUUUACUGCACUUUUUUUUUCUUUUUUUUUUUCUUUUUUUUUCCUUUUUUUUUUUUUUUUUUUUUUUUUUUUUUUUUUUUCAUAUAUUUGUGCAUCAAAAACAAGCAUGAGACUUCACUGAAGAAUGGGUAGGAGCACAUUGCUGGGGAGGGCAGGGAGCGGAGUGGCUUCAUGUGAGGCAGCAGUGUGGUCUGAUCAACUGGGGGAGUCAGGAAGUUUAAGGCUGUCCAGACUCUGCCAUGUUUUUUCCAAGUGGCCCAAGGCAAGUCACUAAACCACUCUGUGCCUCGGUUUCCCCAUGCUAAUGGGUACACAGUACCUGCUUCUGUUACAGCACUUAAACCCUGGGAUGAAAGGUGCUAUGAAAAUGAAAUGUAUUAAAGGCCAUGGAAUAGAAUUGCUCCCAUGUUACCAUAGUCCAAAGUAACCAUGCCAAUUCACUAGGAUCCAAAUUCUCUAGUGACUUCUCCUGUCUGUAACACUGUGCGGGGCAGCACACAGUUCCUGGUGACAGUGACAUGGACUCCUCAGCUCUCCCCAAAGCCACGAUGGGUUCCACCUUCACCCUGUGCUGCACUGCUGCGCCCCUCCCUCCGUGCUUGGAGUCAGCACUUCAUCCGACCGGCUGCCGCCUGCUCCAGACCCGCGGUCGCGGACACAUGGGAACUGGGCUCCUCCCAAGCCCGGCCACGUUGGAGGGCGAGUUCCUGACUCUGCCCAGCCCACAUGGGGCUUGUCCACACCCUGCAUCCUUCUGGAGCCACCCAGCCCCUCACGUGCUCAUGGGUGUACUCUGGGGUCACGGACACUGGAUUCACACAUCCCCUCUGCCCCUCAGGGCAAGCAGGGAGACCAGGGCACAUCCACACCUGGAGGCAGGAAUGGGAGCCUGGCUCUGCCACGGAAUUGUGCCAGCAGUGCUGUGCUCAUGGACUCUUGGACAAAAAGCUGGGUGGCUGGGGUGUUGCCUGGGGUCACGACUGAUUGUGGAAAUCCCUGCUGUGGGUGUCUGAGAGGGUUUGCUUUGCGAAGGCUACGGGCUCUAAGUGAGAGAAUUUGACGUCACGGGGUAGUGUUCAGGCUCAUCCAUCAGCAGGACACACAGCAUAGUCUGGAAUCCAGCAAUCCCAUCCUCAUCUCCCUGAGAGAAAACAGGAAAUCCUUUAGACCAGAGGGAGACAGGUCUUGUUCGUGUGCUUUAUGAACCUCGCUUAAGAGGGUUGAAAUCUCUUUAUUCCCUUUACAAUCUACACUGUCCUUGGGAUUCCAUGUAGAGGGGUGGGGAAGAGGGACCCUGCUCUCUCAGGCCUCAGCCCCCUCUGUCUUCACAGUAGCACUCAGGAGCAGUUAUGUUGGGUCCCAGAAGGUAGCUGGGCUGAUGAGAAGCUCUUCCUUCUGUAUUGUACUGAACUUAGUAAGAAUCUUCAUGAAUUGAUGGUUUUUUUCUUGCACGGAAUACAGGACCUGGACUUCCCUUCCCUGCCUGUAGAUGCAGAAGGCUGUGAGUUGUGCUUCUUGGGAGCACAGUCCGGGGAUUGUGCAAGUUGCUGCUGUUCAUGUAUCCAUGUAUUUACCAAACAGUCUAUCAAAAGUCUCUCAAGAAAAUCUCCCAUUUCUGUUGCUGCUUGGCAGAUUGUUCUCCCAGCUGCAGCUCCUGCCCCAUCUCUCCUUCCUGUGCCAUCUGGGGGGCUCUGCAGGCUGGGGGAGCUCGGGGACUGGUGGAGGGGAAUGGGAGCUGUGCAAUACCUAUAGCCUCACCUGCAUUUGGGCUCAAGGGAAGGGGCUUCAAAAAGCUGAAAAUUCAAAAUUUUCUUCCAGCACUGUGUGUAGAACAGCCAGAGAGAGACACAUCCCUGCUGCUGGGUGCUAUGCUGGAGGAGGGGGCUUUACAGGGAAACUGGAGUGGGCUUGAGCUGUUCUGACCCAGGCCCCUGCCCUGGGACCACCUCAUUCAGGGGCUGGAGGGUUUGGGCUCAUCAGGACUUUCCAGCCACCUGAAAUCGAGCAUCUUUUUUGAGAUGGUUUAAGUAUCAUUGAUGGAAAUUUUAUUCCUUCCCCUCAUUUCUACGCGUCUCUAAAGCUUGGCCUCUGUGCAGGGAGUGUUGCAGAGAAUGAGCUUUGUGAGCUGGAGCUGGGCUUGGGUCCUGAGAGAGGGGGUGAACCCAGAGCUCCUGUAGCAUGUUCAUUCAAAGAAUUGUCUUCCCUUUUUGAGAUGAUCCUUGUGCAGUUCUGUAAUGCUGGACCCUUUGGAGCAGGUCUGGAUGGGGUGGGGUGGUCCUGUAAGAGCACAGGCAAAGGCUUAGAACAGCUUUGUCAAGGGGACAAAGGAGGAACCUUCCUGUAGGCAGAUGUUGAUCUGGAAUGGAAACUGCCCCUGUUCAGGCUGGCACAGUCCCUGCUGUGUCACCUUCUGUCCCAGCAGCUCUCUGCUGGGGAACUGUUCGGCCUCUGCUUCCCAUGGAGGCUGAAAGGACCUUGGAUUUUAGAGCUCACUCUUGGCUCCCUCUGCAUGGCACUGCAGGGGAGCAGCCAAAGCUCUGGAGCACGCCACAAGUACUGCCAGUGCUACCCGGGCAGGGGGAAUACUUGCCCAUGGGAAAGAUUGCAUCCUUGGUCUGAGUUUUCCUCCAUCUGCACUUCAGCUCAUUCUGGACAGAGUUGCUGUUCUCUGCCGGACUGUCUUGAAUGACCCAGCAGGUGCUGUCCGGGUUCUCCAUCAUUAAAGGAGGCACCAUGAGUCCUGUACUCUGAGAUUUAACCCUGCAGGGCAGCCCCUUCCCACACAUGUCUGUGUGCCACUGCAGUCCUUCAUCCCCAUUGUCCCCAGCUGGGAUCUCAGACUGUGGGACAUGCCAUGACCAUUGCCUGCUGCUGGGGCUGCAGUGAGCUCUCCCUGCCAGGCAAGAGACUGGCAGAAGAAAAUGGCAUCUCUGUCCGAGUUUGCAGUCAGGCUCCUCUAAAGGCUCUGGAAAAAACCCAGGAGCUCAUAGAGACCCUCAACAUACACAGGGGGGAUGCAGCUUUUGGUUGCCACUGCCUCUCUGGCCACGUGUACCAAAAUUGCACUUUGGGGACUUUUUAGUGAAGCCAGAGCACUCACAGGCCUUGGUCAAAGGCAGGCAGAGGUGUUCGCAGGGCUCCAUCACUCCCCGCGUUCCCCUUCUCAUUCCCAGCCACUGCUCCAGCGCUUCCCGAAUGGACAAGGAGAAAGCCAGGGCUGAGGCGUCUUGGGACAUGUCUGAGGGGUUUUUUCUGUCCGUGUCUACACGCGCCAAGUCUGUCCUGGUGGCUGUCCCUGUUCCCACGCAGUCUGUCCUGGUGGCUGGCCCUAUCCCAACGCGUGUCCCGGUGGAUGUCCCCGUGGAUGUCGCUGUUCCCACACAAACCGUGUCCGCACUGCGCGUGCACCGUGAGCGAACGUACGGCAGAGGGGGCGCGGACGCUGCGACCGGACGGGGACGCCGAUGCUGGGGUGUUACCCCGUCUCUGUUCCGGGGACUCGAGGCCCGGGCGCUUUUUUUCUCUUCUCGGUUAUUUUGAGGGGUUUUCCUCCUCCUUCUCCAAGGAGCCCCUUUUCCAGAGGUCUGUACCGCGCUCUGAUAAAGCGUUCUGCAGUCUGUGCUGUGCUC